Molecule: messenger RNA, 910 nt
Organism: Seriola aureovittata
Lineage: Eukaryota; Metazoa; Chordata; Actinopteri; Carangiformes; Carangidae
Gene: org
Product: oogenesis-related gene
Exons: 6
Coding region: 169-831 (220 amino acids)
Source: RefSeq, a predicted model, not a curated record
AUUGGUCCGCCCUGAUUGCUACAGGUGCAUCGCUUUGCAUUGAUUGGCUACACAGCAGUGAGUUCAGGGUACAUUUCCCCGCGUCGAAACCCGCACUUACUGUAGUUCUUCAGUUCCUCCUCCUCGUUGCAGCCCGGCUGGUCCAGCAGGCUUUUGACCCGCAGCAGGAUGACUUGUGAACCCCGCAGAGACACCAUGGAGCAGGAGCAGGCAGAAAACACGGAGGACACAGUUGUGAGGAGAGACGGUGUGCUUCGCUCCAUGCUGCGCGGCCUCUUCUGGCCAUUUGGCAUCGUGGUACGUGCAUACCACGGGGUUUGGUGGGUCAUGGGCUUCCGGCAGCCAAGGGAGAUGACCAUCGUUAGCCCCGCGGUUCCCAGUCCUGCACGCCAGAACCUCGCAGGCCGCAAGCGCCUGCGCCGGGUCACCCGCCUGCUUCUGUCCAUCCUGCCCCGCUGGGUGCAGGGCGCCCUGGGCUACCCCGUGUCAAGCAACAUUGGGCGCUCCCUCUCCCCAGAAAUCAGAGUCUCUCCCACUAAACCUUGCGGAAAGGGCAGCAAGAGAAAACAGGAUGAGUUGGAGGAUGAGGAGGAGGAAGAGGACCAUCAGACCUGGGUGGAGGCACUCACUCAGGAGCUCGCUGACGAAGGCCCAGAGGAGGAUCCUGACUACGAGCCCAGUUCUGUCGAGACGGAGAGUGAAGAGUACUGCUCACAAAAUAAUACGGAAAGUGAUAUUGAGGUCCAGGGGAAAGGUGUGGUCGUUAUAGAAGACGUAAAAACGGAUAUUGAGCCAUCUGCUCCAGCUCAAGUCGCUUGUCCUCCUGUUUAAUGUGUCAUAUUGACUGCUGGUUUCAGUGUUUGUUGUAUGUUUAUAUAUAACAAUAAAACUUUGUCCUUUUUUGCCUUGA